AUUCUCAAAAAUAUACUCCUGUCGCGCCUCUUCUCCGCCCUGCUACGGUUCUCGAUUGAUCAAAACCUCCGAAUUCGGACAGACGCUGCCCAGGUACAGGCUACCUUCUCCAUUACAAUGCGUCCAUCGGUACAAGCAAUUCGAAACUUCGCAACUGUCUCGCCAGUUAGCAGCGCAGCCCGCAAUCACAAAAUCGUAGUCAUCGGUGGCGGUUCCGCUGGUAUUGCUUUGAGCCAUCAAUUACUGCGCAAAGGAAACUUCACACAAGAUGAUAUUGCUGUCGUCGACCCUGCAACAUUUCAUCACUAUCAGCCCGGAUGGACCUUGGUUGGCGGUGGCCUCAAGGAUAAAGAGCAACUGAAAACACCUCUUGCCAGCCUCAUCAACCCCAAGUUUAAAUUCUACAACAACAACGUCGCCACGAUUUCGCCAAAAGACAAUCACGUGACUCUCGGAAACGGCGACAAAUUGGGUUACGAACAUCUUGUCGUGGCACCAGGUAUCGCCAUAAAUCACGGUAGCGUCAAAGGCCUUCCUGAUGCUCUCGCCAAUCCGGACUCUCUAGUAUCCUCCAUCUACGACUACAACUACUGCGACAAGGCUUUCCGCACCAUCCAGAAACUUGACAAGGGAAAUGCAAUCUUUACCCAGCCUGCGGGCGUUGUAAAAUGUGCUGGUGCUCCCCAGAAGAUUAUGUGGCUCGCGCUCGACUACUGGAAAAAAGCCGGUCUGUACAACAAUACUUCUAGCUCGCCCAUCAACAUCAGCUUUGCCACUGGCCUUCCAUCCAUGUUCGGCGUUCCCAAAUACGCCACCGCUCUCAAUGAACUCAGACUUGCGCGGGGCGUCGAAGGUCUCUUCACGCACGAUCUCGUGGCCAUCGAUGGAAAUACUGCGACUUUCUCUACUGCAGAUGGCCAGCAAGUCCAGAAGCACUUCGACCUGUUGCACGUCUCGCCCAAGAAUGUCCCGCACGCAUUCAUCAAGGAAAGCGGACUCGCAAACGAAGCAGGAUACGUCGACGUUGAUGACGGAACAACGCGCCAUAAGAAGUACGAAAACGUCUGGUCGAUCGGCGACGCCUCCAGCCUGCCAACCUCCAAGACCGUCGCAGCCAUCACCGCCGAGGCACCUGUAUUGGUGUCCAACCUGCUCGCAGCCUACGAAGGCAAGGAACCUUCGGCCAUCUACGACGGAUACACAUCAUGCCCUCUUCUCACAGGUGAAGACAAGGUGCUUCUCGCGGAGUUCAAGUACGGCGGCGUGCCAAAGGAGACAUUUAACAAGAUGUUCGGAAUCGAUCAAGCGAUCCCUCGGAAGGCGUUCUUCCACCUCAAGAAAGACUUCUUCCCUUGGGUGUAUCACAAGUACCACGUGACUGGAAACUGGGGAGGGCCAAACGGCUUCGUUCGAUAG
Molecule: messenger RNA, 1416 nt
Organism: Periconia digitata
Lineage: Eukaryota; Fungi; Ascomycota; Dothideomycetes; Pleosporales; Periconiaceae
Source: the annotation of a GenBank genome assembly